This is a messenger RNA of Cavenderia fasciculata, 1785 nucleotides long. Its product is annotated as Pumilio RNA-binding region-containing protein. NCBI's taxonomy places the organism in Eukaryota, Evosea, Eumycetozoa, Acytosteliales, Cavenderiaceae. Gene Ontology annotation, cellular component: nucleolus. The transcript has 5 exons. Gene Ontology annotation, biological process: regulation of translation. Gene Ontology annotation, molecular function: mRNA binding. The record is from RefSeq and is a predicted model, not a curated record. Bases 1 to 1785 code for a protein of 594 amino acids.
AUGGCAAAGAAUACAGACGAUAAAAAGAGAAAGGCACAAGAAGUAGAGGCUGAGGAUGAUCAAGACUACUAUGAAGAUGAAGAGGAAUACAACGAAGAGGAAGGACAAGAAGGAGAGGAAGAAGAGUACAAUGAAGAAGAUGCUGAUGAAAUGAAAACAAAGGCAGAGAAACGUGAAGAAAAGAUGACCAAAAAGUCCAAGUUUGACAACAAUGCUCAAAUGGUCUACGAUGCCAAGGUUCUUUGGGAAAAGUUAAAGUUGGUCAGUCUAAGCAAAUCUGAAAGACAACCACUUGUUGAUAGAUUAUUCAAAAUGGUCGAAGGUAAAAUGACCCAAAUUGUAAAGAAACAUGAUGCAUCACGUAUUAUUCAAACAUUAUUAAAAUAUGGAAACGAAAAACAAAGAGAUACAAUUUACAAUGAAUUAAAGAGCGACGUUGUUGCCAUGGCUCCACAUGUCUAUGGUAGAUUUUUGGUUGUUAAAUUGUUAAAGUAUUGUAGCAAGGAACAAAGAAACGAAAUUCUCAAAGCAUUCUAUGGCAGCAUUGUAAAGUUGACCCGUAAUCGUGAAGCUGGUCACGUCAUUGAAUACAUGUAUGCAGAGAUUGCCAAUGCCGUCCAACGUGGCGCCAUUCUCGAGGAAUUCUAUUCCGAGGAAUACCGUCUCUUCAAGAGCGACAAGGCCCGUACCCUCAACGACAUUAUUACCGCCAGUCCACACAAAAAGGAGGCUAUCAUCACCGAACUCGGCAAGAAGCUCACCAAGGCCCUCAGCAACAAGGGAGAGUUAUUGGUCACCUACACCUUUAUCCAAAAACUCGUCAUCCAAUACUUUGAACACGCCACCCCAGAGAACUGUUCCGAUAUGGCCGAGACAUUGAGUGAGAUCACCCUCCCAAUGGUCCACACCAAGGACGGUGCCGUCAUCACCUACUACACCAUCUCGUACGGCAGUGCCAAGACGAGAAAGAGUAUUAUCAAGGGCAUGAAGGACUACUUUUGCAAGGUUGCCCUCGAACAACACGGACAUUUGGCUCUUCUCAGAUUGUUGGAUGUUACCGAUGAUACCAUGUUGCUCAACAAAUCGGUCCUUGCCGAAUUGAUCACUCAACUCCCAGACCUCGCCGUCUCUCAGUAUGGUCAUCUCUGGAUUCUCCAUCUUUUAGUUCCAUACAGUUCUCAAGUCUUUUCUGAACAUACCAUCAAUAGACUUAAACCAGUUAUUAAAUCUACUCAAGAUAUUGAACAUAAAGUUUCUAAAAAGGAUCAUGAUACAAGAAGAAAGGAAUUGAUGGAAUUUAUGGCACCAAAAUUAAUUGAUUUAUGUUCAAAUCAUUUGCAACAACUUUGUUGCUCACCAUUUGGUGUUAAAGUGUUAACCUACACCUUGAAGGAAUGUCAAGGAAACAAAAUUAUUUUAAUGAAUAGAUUGAUCGACCUUUUGACCACCUCUAUCGAUGAAGAGGAAAGUAUAGUUGGAGGUAACAAUACUUCAAACAUUCAAUUAUUAUUAAAAAAUGAUUAUAUUAAAACUACUGAUUUACCAAAAUCAAUGUUUGAAAAAUUAAAGGAUCGUUUGGUAGAUUUAAGUUUACAAGAUGAAAAUAUGGCAUUCAUUGUCAGAGAUUUGAUUAAAUACGCAUUGAGCGAGAAUGCUUUACAAAAGGAAGCCAUUAAAAUUAUUGACAAGAACCAAAAGAAAUUAAAUCAAGGAAAUGUUGGUUGUAAAUCGAUGGUCAAAGUUUUAUUAAAUCAAAAUACUACCAAGGAUACCAAAAAGAAAUAA